AUGUCUGUUGUGUGGGGAAAUGAUACCGUGCUUUUGCUUAUUGAGCUUUACGAAAGUCGUGACUUGUUAUGGGAUACUUCACACCGUGACUAUCGAAAUAAAAUAAAGAAAAAUGAUGCAUGGGAGGAUAUUGCCAAGGCGCUUAAAUUGCCUAGAAAAGAAAUAGAAGCCAAAGUACAUACCCUGCGUUCGCAAUUUGUCCGAGAAAGGAAGAAAGUGAAAUCGUCAAAAACUACUGGCAGUGGACGAGAGGACGUGAAGUCCAGUGCAUGGUUUGCGUAUGAUGCAAUGAAAUUUUUGCUAAAGGGAGCCACAACGUCUGGAAGCUUGGACACUUUGGACACAAACAGUCCACAAAGCCAAAACACGAUUUCGUCUCCGGAUGAAGAUGUCGUUCUACAGUCUCAAUCUACCGUUCCAGAAUUUCAAUCUCCUCAUCAACUAGAAUCGCAAUCUACCAUUGAUCAAGCAGAGCAACCUACAACCCCUGCACCAACACCUUCAUCGUCGCGACCAACUCGCAAGAGGAGCCACCCCAAUGAAGAUAGAUUAGAGGAGGCUUAUGAAGUUCUGCAUGCUGCUAAAAACAGAAUGAUGUCCCGAGAUGAAUUCGAUGUUUAUGGACAGUACGUAGGAACUGAGUUACGUGCAUUAAAUGACGAACACAGUGUAAUUAUGGCUAAAUAUUAUAUUAAUAAUAUUUUAUUAGAUGCACGCUUAGGAAAAUACCGUACAAUUUAUAAUAAUCAAAGCCAGCCAGUUGUUCAACAGGGCUAUAGCACUGCAUCCAGUGAUAUUAGCCCCGAGCCUUCUGAAGAGCAUAUUAUACAAGAUAUACUUGAAACUAUGGAUUCCUCGAACACUAAUAGCAUUGAUGGCACUAAUACUAAUUAAUUUACGUUGGUCGCUAUAUCCAUCUCGUACUCUUUAAAAUUUAUUUUACUGAAGAUUAAAAUACAAUUAUAAAUAAAAUAUAUGCGUUUUCUUUAACUUACCUUUACA
Amyelois transitella is the source of this 1002-nucleotide messenger RNA. Its product is annotated as transcription factor Adf-1-like. The coding region runs from base 1 to 894 and encodes 297 amino acids. NCBI's taxonomy places the organism in Eukaryota, Metazoa, Arthropoda, Insecta, Lepidoptera, Pyralidae. The transcript has 2 exons. The record is from RefSeq and is a predicted model, not a curated record.